AUGUCGUUUUUCAAGCCUAAAACAGAGGCUGUGGCGCCAAGAAAGGCACCAUGGGCAGAAAAGUAUCGACCUAGAUCUCUUGGAGAUGUUGCUUCUCAAGAAAUGGUUGUUGAGACGCUGAAAAAAACACUUCAAUCCGCCAAUUUGCCUCAUAUGCUCUUCUACGGUCCACCAGGUACCGGUAAAACAUCGACAAUUCUCGCGUUGGCUAAAGAUUUGUUUGGUCCAGAGUUGUCCAAAUCACGCGUUCUGGAGCUGAACGCGAGUGACGAACGCGGCAUCAACGUGGUUCGCGAAAAGAUCAAGAAUUUCGCCAGAACUGUUGUUACCACACCGCCGGCCAGUGCAGCACAAAACUAUCCCUGUCCACCCUUUAAAAUUAUUAUUCUUGACGAGGCCGACUCUAUGACCCAGGAUGCACAAGCUGCCCUACGUCGAACUAUGGAAACUUAUUCCAAAGUGACUCGCUUCUGUUUGGUUUGCAACUAUGUCACCCGAAUCAUCGAUCCACUUGCUUCACGUUGCUCGAAGUUCAGAUUCAAGCCACUGGAUGAAACAAAUGCUCUGGAGAGACUGCAGUACAUCUGCCAGCAAGAAGAAAUUGCCGCAAAUGAUGAGGUUUUGAGCAGACUGCUGAUUGUGGCUGGUGGUGAUCUACGAAAGGCCAUUACACUGUUGCAAUCGGCAAGCGGCCUGGCAAUGGGUAGCCCUAUAACUGUUGGGAUGGUCGAUGAGCUGGCUGGCAGAGUGCCAGAUGCUGUUAUUGACAGCCUUGUCAACAGCAUCAGCAAAGGCAUUUAUAAAGACAUUCAACAGACAGUCGACGACAUCUGCCUUGAAGGAUUCCCUGCAGCUGGAAUUGUCACGCAGCUACAUGACAAGAUCCUUACCGACCCUGGUUACAACGAUAAUGCCAAAAGUGUUGUUUCAGCGGCCCUGAGUGAAGCUGAUAAGCGCCUAAAUGACGGUGCCGAUGAGCAGAUCGAGAUUUUAAACGUCGCUUACCAUAUGGUAAACGUACUUAAAGUAUAA
Molecule: messenger RNA, 1032 nt
Organism: Wickerhamiella sorbophila
Lineage: Eukaryota; Fungi; Ascomycota; Dipodascomycetes; Dipodascales; Trichomonascaceae
Product: Replication factor C subunit 2
Exons: 1
Coding region: 1-1032 (343 amino acids)
Biological process (GO): DNA repair; DNA-templated DNA replication
Cellular component (GO): nucleus; DNA replication factor C complex
Molecular function (GO): DNA binding; DNA clamp loader activity; ATP hydrolysis activity
Source: RefSeq, a predicted model, not a curated record